GGUAAUAGGCCAGGACUCUGGGAGGGGUGGGGCUCGCUGACCCCAGGUGGUGAUUGGCCAGGGUAUUCAGUCCUGGGGAGCAGGGAGGUGGGAGGAGAGGGUGUCCCUACAAAUCACAGGGGUUGGAGUGGGCCAGGCCGGCUUUGGGCGGUGGAGAGCUGAAGAAGUAACCCGCAGCAGAGGCGCCCCUGUGACCAGCAACCAUGACGGACCAGCAGGCGGAGGCCCGGUCCUACCUCAGCGAGGAGAUGAUCGCUGAGUUCAAGGCCGCCUUUGACAUGUUUGACGCUGAUGGUGGCGGGGACAUCAGCGUCAAGGAGUUGGGCACCGUGAUGAGGAUGCUGGGCCAGACCCCCACCAAAGAGGAGCUGGACGCCAUCAUUGAGGAAGUGGACGAGGAUGGCAGCGGCACCAUCGACUUCGAGGAGUUCUUGGUCAUGAUGGUGCGCCAGAUGAAAGAGGACGCCAAGGGCAAGAGCGAGGAGGAGCUGGCCGAGUGUUUCCGCAUCUUCGACAGGAACGCAGACGGCUACAUCGACGCCGAGGAGCUGGCUGAGAUUUUCAGGGCCUCUGGGGAGCACGUGACAGACGACGAGAUUGAGUCCCUGAUGAAGGAUGGUGACAAGAACAACGACGGUCGCAUUGACUUUGACGAGUUCCUGAAGAUGAUGGAGGGCGUGCAGUAAGCAGUGGCCACCGCCUGCACCCAGACCGCGCAGCCCUCGGGUGGGUGGCUGAGCCCCGCGCUGGGCCCCAGUCCCCACCAGGGAGGGAGCCGCGGCCCUUCAUGCUCUUUCUAAGGAAUAAAAGCAAACGUU
This is a messenger RNA of Talpa occidentalis (Iberian mole), 818 nucleotides long. RefSeq names its product troponin C2, fast skeletal type (gene TNNC2). Bases 204 to 686 code for a protein of 160 amino acids. The record is from RefSeq and is a predicted model, not a curated record. Gene Ontology annotation, cellular component: myosin II complex. NCBI's taxonomy places the organism in Eukaryota, Metazoa, Chordata, Mammalia, Eulipotyphla, Talpidae. Gene Ontology annotation, molecular function: calcium ion binding. The transcript is spliced from 6 exons.